AUGGCUAGAAUUAAUAGAAUAUUUUUGGUGGUGCUUAUGUUGUUGCAGUGUUGGGUAGCUAUGGCAGAUACUGAAUAUUUGAAAUACAAAGAUCCAAAGCAACCAUUGAAUACUAGAAUUAAGGAUCUUGUUGGUAGAAUGACUUUGGAAGAGAAAAUCGGUCAAAUGCUUCAAAUUGAGCGCACAGUUGCUUCUACAGAUAUAGUGAACAAGUAUUACAUUGGGAGUCUUCUGAGUGCUGGCGGAAGUGUUCCUAAGGUGAACGCAACUGCAAAUGAUUGGGUUGAUAUGGUGAAUAAGUUUCAAAAAGGUGCAUUGUCGACUAGGCUUGGAAUUCCAAUAAUAUAUGGAGUUGAUGCUGUUCAUGGUCAUAACAAUGUUUAUAAUGCUACUAUUUUUCCUCACAAUAUCGGUCUAGGGGCUACAAGGGAUCCUCAACUAGUGAAGAAGAUUGGUGAUGCAACUGCUCUUGAAGCAAGAGCGACCGGAGUUUCAUAUCUCUUCGCUCCUAGCAUCGCGGUUUGUAGAGAUCCAAGAUGGGGUAGAUGUUAUGAAAGUUAUAGUGAAGAUCAUAAAAUUGUUCAAGCUAUGACCGAGAUCAUUCUAGGAUUGCAAGGUGAUAUCCCUCCACAUUCACGCAAGGGUGUUCCAUAUGUUGUUGGACACAAGAAAGUAGCAGCUUGUGCAAAACACUAUGUUGGUGAUGGUGGAACGACAAAAGGAAUCAAUGAGAAUAACACAGUUAUAACAAGACAUGAAUUGCUUAGCAUUCACAUGCCAGCUUACUAUGACUCAAUUAUUAAGGGUGUCUCAACCAUCAUGGUUUCUUACUCAAGCUUGAAUGGACAAAAAAUGCAUACUAAUUACGAUUUAAUCACAAGAUUUCUCAAGAACACGCUCCGUUUUAAAGGUUUUGUCAUAUCAGAUUUUUUUGGAAUUGACAAGAUAACUUCACCUCCUCAUGCUAACUACACACAUUCAAUUGAAGUCGGAGUAAAUGCCGGUAUUGACAUGGUAAUGACUGCAGCUGACUUCCGAGAAUUCAUAGAUGGCUUAUCUUUACUAGUGAAAACAAAUGUUGUAUCUAUGAAAAGAAUCGAUGAUGCAGUGAAGAGAAUUUUGAGAGUCAAGUUUGUAAUGGGUCUAUUUGAAAAACCAUUGGCUGAUUACAGUCUUGCCGACCAUCUCGGAAGCCAGGAGCACAGAGAGUUGGCUAGAGAAGCUGUGAGGAAAUCAUUGGUACUAUUAAAGAACGGUGAAAGCGUUGAUAAGCCGUUGCUUCCUCUUCCUAAAAAGGCUUCAAAAAUACUUGUUUCCGGAAUUCAUGCUGAUAAUCUAGGCUAUCAAUGUGGUGGAUGGACGAUUCAAUGGCAAGGGCUUAGCGGCAACAACGUUACUAGUGGUACGACAAUUCUGAGUGCGAUAAAAAAUACAGUUGACAAAGACACUAAGAUAGUCUAUCAAGAGAAUCCAUCUCUCGAAUAUGUAAAAUCAAAUGAUUUUUCAUAUGCAAUUGUGGUAGUCGGAGAAACACCAUAUGCGGAAACAAAUGGCGACAGUUUAAACUUAACCAUCUCAGGUAAUGGGGCAGAAACAAUAAACAACGUAUGCAGCGGAGUGAGAUGUGUGGUUGUGUUAAUAACUGGUAGACCUGUGGUUAUGUUACCAUAUAUUGACAUAAUCGAAGGACUUGUUGCGGCAUGGCUUCCUGGUAGUGAAGGUUACGGUGUUACAGAUGUUUUGUUUGGUGAUUAUGGAUUUAGUGGUAAACUUCCACGGACAUGGUUUAAGAGUGUUGAUCAAUUACCUAUGAAUGUUGGUGAUUCUCAUUAUGAUCCUUUGUUUCCAUUUGGAUUUGGUCUUACUACUCAAGGUCUUAAGAAUACUUAGAGCUUAUUAUUGCUUGAAUUAGUUGGGUGUUGUGUCAUAUGUCUUGAUUAUAUGAAAUCUAAGUACAAAAUUUUCUUAAGUUGGGUGUUGUAUCAUAUAAAUGUGUAUCUGUAAGCUAUUUAUGAAAUAAAAUAUUAAAUAAAGUCAAAAGUUUUUAUAAGUUAUCCA
Vicia villosa (hairy vetch) is the source of this 2058-nucleotide messenger RNA. RefSeq lists its product as uncharacterized. Bases 1 to 1890 code for a protein of 629 amino acids. The record is from RefSeq and is a predicted model, not a curated record. Gene Ontology annotation, molecular function: beta-glucosidase activity. The transcript is spliced from 8 exons. NCBI's taxonomy places the organism in Eukaryota, Viridiplantae, Streptophyta, Magnoliopsida, Fabales, Fabaceae. Gene Ontology annotation, biological process: glucan catabolic process.